Messenger RNA from Malus domestica (apple), 687 nucleotides. The record is from RefSeq and is a predicted model, not a curated record. Lineage: Eukaryota; Viridiplantae; Streptophyta; Magnoliopsida; Rosales; Rosaceae.
AAAAAUUUAAUUCCAUUGUAACUUACUCACCUGAGCACUGUAUAAAUCCUAAAAUCUCUUCUCCAACAUCGACACAGCUAAUCUAGUUAACCUUUUUUCUGAUACUGAUAUAGCACAUACGUGAGUGCCAAGUUCUUCCGACAACGAUGUCUAGAGAAGUUCAGGCAAUGUUUUCGCUGCUGCUAAUUAUGGCAACAUGCGCUGCAACCGGAUUUGCGCACGUGCCACCCCCACCGCUACUCCCGAACUUUCCCAAUAUCCCAGGCCUACUGCCACCUAGGAUCCCAAGCUCAUUGCCGCCAGGGAUCCCAGGCCUGCUGCCACCUGGAAUCCCAGGCCUGUUGCCGCCAGGGAUCCCAGGCCUGCUGCCACCAGGAAUUCCUGGCCUACGACCGCCAGUGGACCCGGCUGAGAUAGCAAAGUGUUGGUCUUCACUUCAGGGUAUUCCAGGGUGUGCACAGGAAAUUAUUACCACAAUCUUUACCGGUAAAUUUGCGCUAAGCCCUGCUUGUUGCAAGGCCAUCGUCGAAGUUGAUGAGAAAUGCUUGCCGAAAUUGUUGCCGUUAUUUCCUUCUGUUUCCGCAUUGCUUAAGCACAACUGUGCUCAACAGAAUGCUGCUCCUCCUAAUGCAUUUGGUUCAAAGCACUAGUAGGGAGUUGAUCUUGUUUUCAGUUAUUCACAGACAU